Messenger RNA from Auanema sp. JU1783, 3399 nucleotides. Lineage: Eukaryota; Metazoa; Nematoda; Chromadorea; Rhabditida; Rhabditidae. The record is from the annotation of a GenBank genome assembly.
AUGACUGAGAGUAUGAUGGAUAACUACAAUCCUUUAUAUGAUGUCCAUUUACGUCAGUACUUUGCUCUUCCUCAUAUGAGAAGACAUUUACGCCGAAUGGGAUUGAUCCAAGACGAUGAGGGGAAAGGAGAUGAGGUCUAUCAACGUCAUCAUGCAAUGAUGGAAAUGAUUAUUAAGAAUCGUGAGACCCAAUUGAUGAAAAUGGCUGAACUGCGACGUAAGCUGGAUGCUGCUGAGAAGGUUGAAACUUGUCGUCGUAUUCGUUCCGGACUCAGUCCCGAAUCGUAUCGUCGAACACCAGCAAAGAAGGCCAGUCGAAGCUUAAGUCGAGGUCGCAGGAAUUCAGGAAAUGAAAGACAACGUCGUUUCUCAAAUAGUUAUGAUGAUAAAGAAGUUCUCACACAAUUGGAACAACAGUAUACUGAGCCAUCUGAUCAGCAUGCUCCUGCUCCUCGAGAUGCUUACAAACGAUUAUCAGCUAAUGUCAAGAAAUAUAAUUAUCUACAUAAGAUGGAUGAUCCCACAUUAAUAUCUUAUAAAGACACAUUAAAAAAGCAAUUAGAUCGUCUCGAAAGAUUCCGGGAAGUAACAUUUGGAAUUCAUUCCGUAGUACGUCAUCCUCCACCACCUCAGACGAGUUGGUUCUUCCGACGACGGUCUUUGCCCAGUCUCACCUCGUCUGCUCCAGUUAAUGCGCUCUCUGAGCCGCUGAGAAGUAUUAACAAUCUGCGUGGACGAAGACAUUCGCCACACUCUAAAUCUGAUAAUCGCACGAGUUGUCCUCCAACAACACGUAAACGAAAAGAUUCUAAUCCACGGUUCCCUCCUAUCUCAUCUAAAGGGAAAGCGGCUAAAAGCCCAGCAAAACUGCCACAACAGCCCGCUGCACGGCUUCCGCCAGCUGCGUCAAGACCAGCUCCUUCUACGCGAGGCAGAUCAGAAGCUAAGAAAGAAACACGCACUUCGAUAAAUAGAACAACUGCUUCAACCACUGCAACCAAAACGUCUGUCCUACCAGCUAUAUCAGGCGCAGCCGUUUUGGCAGGAGCUGCUACAGCCCUGGCUGCUUUUGAAGGACCCAAAAUUGAAAAUGAACCAGCGAAAAUUGAAUCGGAAGUUAAUCGGGAUGAAGUUGCAGUACUUGAAAAACAAGAACAACAAACAGUGCCGGAUGAGCCAUCACCAGCUUUUGAUUCAUCACCUCAGCCAGAGGAUGCGCCAUAUACUGAAGCGUCGGUACCACAGUCUCCAACACCGACUAAGGAUUCACCGGUUCCUACUCGGGAAACUAUACUCUCUAAGGAACGAAUCGAGGAAGUUGUCCAAACUCAACUAGGUUCCUCUUCAUCUGAGCCAAAGGAUCAAACUAAUCAUUCUGAUCAAGCUAAUGGAGACUCCGAAGACUCAGAGCCAGAAUACGCUGAGGAAGAUAGAACAGAGGAAGAAAUUGAGGAAGCCUUCGAAAGAAAAAUUGUCACCCCCAACAUGCUGGAAAAGACAAUUGAAGAACGUUCCAUAGCUCACAAUGAUUUCGACUCUCCUAUACAUGAGAGGCCUUUCAUAGAGAAAUAUAUCCGAGAGCAAAGCCCUACACCAGUUGUGGAUAGCCCAGUUAUAGUGAAUGAUAGUCCUGUCGUACAAUUACAAGAGCCUGCUGAAGAACCUAUUGAGAUCGCAAGCCCCGAAAACGUUACUUCCACUAUUGCUCAUGAUUUCACGGAGGACCAUAAUUCCUCAGCGGAGCCUGAACAACCCGAAGUUCAUAGCGAUCAGUAUGAGCAUGACGUUCGCUCAGUCCAUGAGACUGAAGACGAAAACGUAAUCACUCAGAGCUCGUACAUCCCUCAUGAGCCAGCUGUAACAACAGAAGACGUUAUUACUUAUGAAAACGAACCAGAAGCUGUUCCACAUUACGAAGAUGAGAGAAGCACCCCGAAAUCCGAGCCUGAGAUUAUUGAAACAUUAGGAGAAGACACAUCAGUGGUACAGAAGACACCCUCUCCUGAAGUUCCUGCUGUUCAGCAAUACGAAGAACAUAUAAUCGAAUCAAAUAAUUUUGAGCAUUCCCGGGAAUCACCAGAGCACGUUGAAGAACAGCAUAUUGUUGAAAGCUCUUUUUACGUCCUUGAAGACGAAAAGCCAGUGCAUGACGUCCAAAUUCCAGUUGUUAUAAGCGACGAAACCGAAAACGAACCUAUUGUCGAUAACAAUGACGUAGAAGAACACCAACCAGUAUCUCCUCAAGUUCAGCUGAGCCAACUUGAGAUGCAAGAAGUUCCAACACUCUCUAUAACUCCUCCAGACAGUAACUCAUCACCAGUCCACGAGCAUAAUUAUGCCACUUUUGAAGAAGAAGUUGUAGAUGAGAACAUUCCUCCAAUACGUCCUGUCUCACCAUUUGUUGAGAGAACAACACAUGAAAUCGAUAGUGAUGCUCCAAUGGAUCAGUCCUACCAUUAUGAGCAAACAAUGUCAAAUAGUCAGAUUUCUUCUGAGCCUGAUGAGGUUCAAUCAAAUGUUGUUGAGCACGCUUCUGAAGAAGAUGUGAGCGCUGUUCUGCGAUCUCACGCUGAACCAGUGAUUCCUGAAUUGGAUCAGUACACUACCCAAAUUCAAGAAACAGCAAUGGAGGUUAAUGACGAGCAUGUGACUAUCCACACCUUUGAGAGAUUGUCUACUCAAGACGAGAAGGAAAACAUAAUUCCUACAGAAGAUCAAUCAGAUGAAGAACCUUCUGCCUUCACCGCACACCGCAGCUCAGUACCUAGCGAUCUCGUGGCUACUGAGGACGAACACCUUACUGAUCAGAUUAAUGAGGAGACAAUGCAAAUUCCUUCAGUUCAACUUCACAUUACUCCAGCUCCUGAGCAACCUGCUGACAGUGAUGAGGAACCAGUGUAUGCAAGCGAAGCUGAACGCCGCAUGGAACAAGAAGAUGACGUCGAUGGAGACAACAUGAGUACUGACUCCAUGAUCAUUCAUGAUUCUCCUGAUGAAAUUAAUCAUAUGACAAGCUCUGUAUAUGAAGAGCGGAAUGCUUCUCCAUCUGAACACGAAUUGAAUUAUGAGGCUCAGAAGAGUUCUCAAGAGGUUCAUACAUCGGAUGAGGAGGAAGAGGAAGAUAAAGCUUCCGUUCGGGCCGCUAGCCCUCAGCAUAAAGUUCAUGAUGAAGAGUGGACACAAGGAAAUGAACAUGUGAAAGUUCAUUCAGAAGAAAUCACGGAUAAUACAAACGGACACUAUAUAAGUCAAACAGUAACACGAGUAACAACCACCAUCAAUAACAGUGAGCAUGAUGAGACCAAUAACAAUGAUGGUAAAGAUGGAAACGAAUCAACUGGUCCAACAGUCCAUAUGGAUAACCUUGAUGAUGACGAAAACAACGUUUCAAGUCUUUAA